UUUGAAAUAUUCUCAAAAUCCAUAAACACCAGGAAUGCGUUGAACUUACACUUGCGUUUCACACAUGGUUUUGUUUUAAUAGUUGCUGCAACACAACACACGGUUUUUAUUUACAUAAGACAAACACGUAACACAAAAUGAAGACAAUGCAUUUAAUUGCACCUCCCGGAACCGUCAACAGAUUGGAAAAUGAUUCCGAGCCCGAGUUCCUUUUCAAUGGUGAAGAGGAGGAAUGUGCCAACUGGCCCUUGGCGGUAAAAUUGUCCAGAACCACAGUGCAGCUAAUCGACUACAAGAUGUUUAUUGCGGCACGUUGCAUUCAGUCUCAUUGGCGUGGCCACCGCGUUCGAAAGCUGAUCCAUCAGCGCUGGAAGGCGGCAGUUACCAUCCAGCGCUGGUGGCGCGGCUUUCGGGUUCGGCGGACACUGUGGGAACAGCUGGAGCAGCGGCUGCAGGACACGAUCCUCGAGCACUACCACCGGGCGGCCAUCCGCAUCCAGGCUAUGUUCCGUGGAUGGCGGGACAGGCAGACCAUCCACGAUGUGCAAAACCUGCGCCGCAUGCAAGCCACUGCCGCCGAGGACCUGCUCAACUGCGUGAUCCUCCAGCUGCAUCACAUUAAGCAAACCGAAUCCUUACCAGGAGACAUCUCGCUGCGAAACUCAGUCAUCCUUUCAAGGGUCGAGAAGCUGGUGACCACUAUGUUGUUUCGAUUCCACAACGGUCGGGUGUUAUCCAUAGUAGCCAACAGAAUGUCCCAAAAGGAGGAACACCGAAAGAUCUUUGAAUCUGGCAAAUUCUUCUAUCCGUUUCCCUUUGCCGGACCCAAUUUCAACGAGCUAUGUCAUAUUACGGACGAGGGCAAAGUGGUUGUCAAGGAUUUGAUCACUGAUUUGCGCUUCGCCGGAAUUGUCGCCAAGUACGAGGAGUCUCAGCGGGAAGAGCAUUUCAGAGAAGCCCAUAGGCGUUUUGAUACGCGCAAAGUUCAAGAGCAGUUGGACCACAUUAACGCUCAAGAACUAAAUUCUAAGCGUAAAUUCUGUGCUGACGUUAUAGAGAGCAUGCGUAAAUGGACGAUCUGGAGUGGCACCAAUAAUAAUGUUAAGAAAAAUAUUUUUCAAAGUCCUGAAAAUGUGGAAGGAUUUUUUAUGAAAGUGAAGUAUAUAAUAGGUGACGGCAAUGUGAGACCCGCUGAAGACCUUGAAUUUCAGGAAGAUGUGAUGAAGAUUUCUUGAGAUAAAUUCUAGCAGGCAUUUCAUUUAUUUUACUCUUGGCCGGGCUAAGAAAGAGCCGGCAGACGGGAGCAAUUUGUGAGCUGCGUGGUAAAUCUUGGCAUGCUUACCUAUAAAUAUUUGACAUGGCUACAAUAGCCUGCCCCUGGAUCGGGGGAAACGUGGCAGCCACACAUGACCCGGGAUGCCCAGGAUACAGGCUGCUCAAAGCCUGUGGCAUACGUGCAGGAGCAUUAUCCGCAUACUUGAAGCGGGACGGGUCCUUAUACGUGACUACCGUCUGCCGAGGUCCUGCAAGGGGGGCAAUGCGCAGUGGGUGGGAGGGCAAAUUAGAUUUGCCUAUAAUUAAUAUGCACGAUAUGUGGCGUUAACUUGUGUGAAAAUUACUCGGCUCCCUGACGUGACGGAGCGCGGUUCGUGUGGAACGCGAGAACAAAAACCAUAUACUCCAAUUACAAUCUAUCUGUUCGGCACUGGAGGCCUUUGCGCUAUUCGAUUGUGAUUCUCGCCCGUAAGUAUUUCCUAAUUAGUUGUUGAUGACAAAGGCACGUGAGUGAUUUCUGAGGGAUGGUUCCCUGCCACAGCGCUGCAGGAAAAAAUUAAAUAUGUAAGGAGCUGCGCCACUAAAAUCAAUUGUCAAAUUGGA
Messenger RNA from Drosophila subpulchrella, 1878 nucleotides. RefSeq names its product abnormal spindle-like microcephaly-associated protein homolog. The record is from RefSeq and is a predicted model, not a curated record. Gene Ontology annotation, molecular function: protein binding. Lineage: Eukaryota; Metazoa; Arthropoda; Insecta; Diptera; Drosophilidae. The transcript has 6 exons. Gene Ontology annotation, biological process: spindle organization; establishment of meiotic spindle localization; mitotic cell cycle. Gene Ontology annotation, cellular component: spindle pole. The coding region runs from base 138 to 1235 and encodes 365 amino acids.